AUGACCUCUGGAGAAGCUAUUACAGGUUGUUACUGCAAAGAAGGGUUAGUAUCUCAGGUGGAGGUGGAAAAGCUGCUUCUCUUGUUGCACUUUUCAGCUCCCCCCAAGCGAGCUACACAGCCUGCAGUAAAAUCUACUGCCACUAUCUCGGUUCCAUCUGAGGUAUUCACGGGAGAAGAAAACCAAACCCACGUGACUGAAUUUAUCUUCCUGGGCCUUUCACAGGAUCCACAGACACAAGCCUUGCUCUUCUUCCUUUUUCUGAUCAUCUACCUGCUGACUGUGCUGGGAAAUCUGCUUAUCACUGUGCUCAUUCACAAAGACCCCAGACUCCACAUGCCCAUGUACUUUUUCCUUAGACACCUGUCUUUUGCUGAUCUCUGCUUUUCCACCACUACAGUCCCUCAGGUGCUAGUCCACUUCCUAGUAAAAAGGAAAACCAUUUCCUUUGCUGGAUGCUCAAUGCAGAUGGUUGUUUUACUUCUGGUUGGCGCUACAGAGUGUGUGCUGCUGGCGGUGAUGUCCUAUGACCGGUAUGUGGCUGUCUGCAAGCCCCUGCACUACUCCGCCAUCAUGACACACUGGGUGUGUGUCCAGCUGGCUACCGGGUCCUGGGCCAGUGGAGCAUUUGCGUCUCUGGUGGACACCACAUUCACACUGCGUCUGCCCUACCGAGAAUACAAUAUCAUUAACCAUUUUUUUUGUGAACCUCCGGCACUCCUGAGGCUGGCUUCAGCUGAUACCUACAGCACAGAAAUGGCCAUUUUAGGGAUGGGGGUGGCCAUCAUCCUAGCACCUGUCUCCCUGAUCCUUGUCUCCUACUGGCAUAUUAUCUCCACUGUGAUCCAGAUGCAGUCUGGGGAGGGCAGGCUCAAGGCUUUCUCUACCUGUGGCUCCCAUCUCAUCGUCGUGGUCCUCUUCUAUGGGUCAGCAAUAUUCGCCUACAUGCGGCCCAACUCCAAGGUAAUGAACGAAAGGGAUAAAAUUAUCUCUGUGUUCUACUCAGCAGUGACACCCAUGCUGAACCCCAUCAUUUAUAGUCUGAGGAACAAGGAUGUCAAAAGGGCUCUCAGGAGAGUGACUGCAACAUAGUCUUUCUGA
Messenger RNA from Molossus molossus (Pallas's mastiff bat), 1101 nucleotides. RefSeq names its product olfactory receptor 2D3-like. Lineage: Eukaryota; Metazoa; Chordata; Mammalia; Chiroptera; Molossidae. Gene Ontology annotation, biological process: G protein-coupled receptor signaling pathway. The record is from RefSeq and is a predicted model, not a curated record. Gene Ontology annotation, cellular component: membrane. Gene Ontology annotation, molecular function: G protein-coupled receptor activity; olfactory receptor activity. The transcript has 3 exons.